CGAUCCGAAACUGCUGGCCGCCGACUUGGCUGGGAGGCCGGCUCCGCACGAGCCCGGAGGGGUCGCCGGCGUCGCGGCCCCCGCACUGACAGGUGCUCCCAGCGACUCGCUGGUGACUCCUCGCCGCUCCCCCGGCUCCCCCGCGUCCCCACCCCCCUCUUUCCUCCCUCGCCUUCACCCCCACCCCCACCACUUCGGCACAGCUCAGGAUUUGUUUAAACCUUGGGAAACUGGUUCAGGUCCAGGUUUUGCUUUGAUCCUUUUCAAAAAACUGGAGACACAGAAGAGGGCUCUAGGAAAAAGUUUUGGAUGGGAUUAUGUGGAAACUACCCUGCGAUUCUCUGCUGCCAGAGCAGGCGCGGCGCUUCCACCCCAGUGCAGCCUUCCCCUGGCGGCGGUGAGAGAGACUCGGGAGUCGCUGCUUGCCCUGUGCCCGCCGUGCGUGAGCGCUCGCCCCACUCAGCCAAAUGCUCCUCUUCGGGCUUCUCCUGCUGACAGCUGCCCUGGCCGGCCAGAGACCCGGGACUCAGGCUGAGUCCAACCUCAGUAGUAAAUUCCAGUUCUCCAGCAACAAGGAGCAGAACGGAGUACAAGAUCCUCAGCAUGAGAGAAUUAUUACUGUGUCUACUAAUGGAAGUAUCCACAGCCCGAGGUUUCCUCAUGCUUAUCCAAGAAAUACAGUCUUGGUAUGGAGAUUAGUAGCUGUAGAGGAAAAUGUGUGGAUACAACUUACAUUUGAUGAAAGAUUUGGGCUUGAGGACCCAGAAGAUGAUAUAUGCAAGUACGAUUUUGUAGAAGUUGAAGAACCCAGUGAUGGCACUGUCCUAGGACGCUGGUGUGGCUCUGGUGCUGUACCAGGAAAGCAGAUUUCUAAAGGAAAUCAAAUCAGGAUACGAUUUGUAUCUGAUGAAUAUUUUCCUUCUGAACCAGGGUUCUGCAUCCACUACAACAUUGUCAUGCCACAAUUCACAGAAGCUGUGAGCCCUUCAGUGCUACCCGCUUCAGCAUUGCCACUGGACCUGCUUAAUAAUGCCGUCACUGCCUUUAGUACUUUGGAAGAUCUUAUUCGGUAUCUUGAGCCAGACAGAUGGCAGUUGGACUUAGAAGAUCUGUAUAGGCCAACUUGGCAACUUCUUGGCAAGGCUUUUGUUUUUGGAAGAAAAUCCAGAGUGGUGGAUCUGAACCUGCUGAAAGAAGAGGUGAGGUUGUACAGCUGCACCCCUCGUAACUUCUCCGUGUCCAUAAGGGAAGAAUUAAAGAGAACCGAUACCAUUUUCUGGCCAGGUUGUCUCCUGGUUAAACGCUGUGGUGGCAACUGCGCCUGUUGUCUGCACAAUUGCAAUGAGUGUCAGUGUGUCCCCAGCAAAGUCACUAAAAAAUACCAUGAGGUCCUGCAGUUGAGACCAAAGAUCGGCGUCAGGGGUUUGCAUAAAUCACUCACCGACGUGGCCCUGGAGCAUCACGAGGCAUGUGACUGUGUGUGCAGAGGGAACGCGGGAGGGUAAAGGUCCCCGGCGGGCCUUUCCCAGAGCUGCGCGGGGCAGCGGCCGACGCCCACGGCGAACUGAGGCUCAAGUGAUCUCCUCCCAUAACCUCACUCGUUUGCUUCAAGGACCUCCAUCUUCAGGAUUUGCAGCGCGUUCUGAAAGAGGAGAUACCCAGGAAUUAGGAGUUGCGCAGCAGCUCUUUGGCCCAAAGGACAGGAGACAAGCUCUUCAAUCGUGGGAGGAAAAGAAGAGGUGCGGCUCCCUAGCUAGUCACCCGGUCGCCAUGCUCGCACUCCGCUCGCUGCCUUCUGUACUUCGGCUGUGGUGACAGGACUUAGGUCAGCGUCAGGAGAGGGAAGACUGCAAGCGAACGGACACCUGCUUCUGUUCCCUUCCGCGACUGCACAGCUCCGCGCUCUGGGCCUCAACUCGCAGAGAGUCUGGAAAUGUUUCCUUGUAUUCACAUAUGUAAACCAGAAUUGUGUUCUGAAAACUUGGUUUUUCAAAAGGAACUCUGUUGCUAUGAAUUACAGGUGUGUGGUGAGAAAGACUGGAUUUUCCAUAUUUCUUAAUAAAAUCUCUGCCAUUUAGAAGAAAAGAACUAUAAUGAUGGUUUGGAAGAGGCAGACCUUAAAAGAAGAGUGGCCUUAUCCUCACUUUAUCUAUAAGUUGGUUUAUUUGUUUUAUUGUGUACAUUUUAUAAUCUCCUUUUGACAUUAUAACUGUUGCCUUUUCUAAUCUUGUUAAAUAUAUCUAUUUUUACCAAAGGUAUUUAAUAUUCUUUUUUAUGACAACCUAGAUCAACUAUUUUUAGCUUGGUAAAUUUUUUUCUAAACAGAAUUGUUAUAGCCAGAGGAACAAAGACAAUAUAAAAUAUUGUUGCUCUGACAAAAAAAUACAUGUAUUUCAUUCUUGUAUGGUGCUAGAGCUUAGAGUAAUCUGCAUUUUAAACUAUUAAGUGGGAAGUCAAUAGAAUUGGUAAGUUGGAAUGACUUUGAAAAUAAUUAAAUUAUCCUGUCUUCUACCCCUGUUAUUGGGUAUGCAAAUAAAAUACAACAUAUGAAAGAAGACAUGCAGAUCCAAUCAUUACUAACCUAACCCUUCUGGGGGGGAUUGUGAGCCUAGCUCAGAAGACCAUGAAGCACCUUGAAAACAGAGACUUGGCAGCUUCCUCACAAGGCGUGCUUUCCUGUGCUGUAGGAACACAUCCUAUUUAUUGCGAUGUUGCAGUUUUAUUAUCUUUAAACUCUGUUCCAUACACUUGUAUAAAUACAUGGAUAUUUUUAUGUACAGAAGUAUAUCCUUUAGCAAGCCCACUUACUAUACUCUUUGGCAAUUGAAAAGAAAAUCAGUAAACUACUUUGCUUGUAAAAUGCUUAAUAUUGUGCCUAGGUUAUGUGGUGACUAUUUUAAUUAAAAAUGUAUUGAAUCAUCAAAUAAAAGAAUGAGGCUAUUUUGGGGAGAAACUGUGUGUGUGUAUGUGUGUGUGUAUCUGCAUGUGGGCACAUACCUGAACAUGUGCAGGCAUGUGUGCACACAUGCAAGAGUUAUCACUUGGACUCCAAGAAAUGGAAAUGAUAAACGUUAGUGAUACCAUGGUUUUCCUGACCCAAUGAAUUACAGGUGUCAUUUCCAAAGACAGGUAGAAAAGGACUCAUUCUCUAGAGGAUUCCAGGUCUUUUCUUUCCUUUGCCUUUGAGCAGAGCUUUCUUUUCCUUGUGGUCUUCAUCAUGAUUCUUGGUAAAUAAACUAAAACUUGAGAGUUAUGAGUGAUUUAUGAUCUGUGAGUCAUGAUUGCUCAGUGAUUGUAAAAUGAGGAGAAAAAAACAGUAUGUUUUUACUUAUAUCUUCAUCUUCAAAGGCAACUACUGGAUGGGGUGAGCAUUAAAGUGUUCCACAUAGCACACUUCAAAGAACGGUGUCUCAGUUCCAGGGGGAGACACCUUUUCAGGGCCAGUGUCUUAAAUACCCUUUCCUUAGGUCUUGAGUUGUCAGAGAUGGCCUCCUGCUGAGCGCCAUACAGUCUUCCAACCACUCUUCCGUGUUUUGUAUUUCUACAUCUUUCGGUCCUACCCUGCUCCCAACCACAUGAAAAGUGAGUGAACCAAAUAAGCAUGGAUGUACUGUCUCACUUUAUUAUAUUUUAAUAUUUUUGGCUUGGCCCUAUGAAGCCCUAACAGAACUUAACUGUACUCCUUAGAAAAUACAGGCACCUAGCAAUUUUCAAUGUUCAUUGGCAGAGUAAAGACCCUAUGAAAUCUUACAGUAAAUGACCUGUUUAACAGUUUAAUGCUACUUCCAACCUUGAAUUAGAUACUCUCUUCCCCUUCUUUUUUUCAUAUUUAUUUUUUUGUUUGCCUAAAAUUUUGACAGGCGAAAGAAAUUACUCUUUGAAUGUAGCAGUCAGUGGUGAGAAGGGUAGGAGGAUUAACCGCAAUAUAACCACUUACUCAUAGACCUUAUGUGAUUUUCACUUAGGAAAAAUUAAUCUGUUAGUCACAUGGACCUAAUUACUCAGAAGUUCAGGAAGCAUUGACUGUAUUGGCCAAACCCUGUUUUGCACACGGUAUCUGUGUUUCUUACCUUUGUCCCUGAAUGACGGACUCUUGUGCACAGUGAUGUUUAUGAAAAUAAACCAAUGAGGCUGAAUUGUUCCUAGGCAGGUGCUUGUGUCUACAUUUUUUGUACAUUGCUACAUCGCCUCCCUCAG
This is a messenger RNA of Lepus europaeus (European hare), 4197 nucleotides long. It is a transcript of the gene PDGFC, whose product is annotated as platelet derived growth factor C. The record is from RefSeq and is a predicted model, not a curated record. Gene Ontology annotation, molecular function: growth factor activity; platelet-derived growth factor receptor binding. Gene Ontology annotation, cellular component: membrane. Gene Ontology annotation, biological process: positive regulation of cell migration; positive regulation of protein autophosphorylation; positive regulation of MAP kinase activity. The coding region runs from base 468 to 1505 and encodes 345 amino acids. NCBI's taxonomy places the organism in Eukaryota, Metazoa, Chordata, Mammalia, Lagomorpha, Leporidae. The transcript has 6 exons.